Messenger RNA from Sebastes umbrosus (honeycomb rockfish), 3242 nucleotides. Its product is annotated as solute carrier organic anion transporter family member 3A1-like. NCBI's taxonomy places the organism in Eukaryota, Metazoa, Chordata, Actinopteri, Perciformes, Sebastidae. Gene Ontology annotation, biological process: sodium-independent organic anion transport; prostaglandin transport; transmembrane transport. Gene Ontology annotation, molecular function: protein binding. The record is from RefSeq and is a predicted model, not a curated record. Bases 1 to 2106 code for a protein of 701 amino acids. The transcript has 10 exons. Gene Ontology annotation, cellular component: membrane.
AUGCAGGUUAAAAACCAGAUCUGCACCGAGAGGAGCAGCACCACCGACGACCCGGAGCAGGAUGACAACCAGAAGAAGACCUCGUGUUUUUCCAACAUCAAGAUUUUCCUGGUGUCGGAAUGUGCGCUCAUGUUGGCACAGGGCACCGUGGGCGCCUAUCUGGUAAGUGUCCUGACCACUCUGGAGAGACGCUUCAACCUCCAGAGUGCAGAUGUGGGCGUCAUCGCCAGCAGCUUCGAAAUCGGCAACCUGGCCCUCAUCCUGUUUGUCAGCUACUUUGGCGCCAAGGCCCACAGACCCCGCCUGAUUGGCUGCGGCGGGAUUGUCAUGGCGUUGGGGGCGCUGCUGUCGGCCCUGCCGGAGUUCCUGACUCACCAGUAUGAGUACGAGGCUGGGGACUCGUGGCACGCCGAGGACGGCAGGGACGUCUGCUCCAACACCUCCAGGUCGGAGAACCAGGACUCUGGGUUUAAAUGUGGCAACAGAGCCAACACCAACAUGAUGUACCUUCUGCUGAUCGGAGCCCAGGUUCUGCUGGGCAUCGGAGCCACGCCCGUCCAGCCUCUGGGAGUGUCCUAUAUCGAUGACCAUGUCCACAGGAAGGACUCCUCGCUGUAUAUAGGUAUUUUAUUUUCAACAUUAGUGUUCGGCCCGGCCUGUGGCUUCAUCUUAGGUUCUGUCUGUACCAAAGUCUACGUUGAUGCUGUCUUCAUCGACACCAGUAAGCUGGACAUCACACCAGAUGACCCUCGCUGGAUCGGGGCGUGGUGGGGUGGCUUCCUCCUCUGCGGUGCCUUACUCUUCCUGUCGGCCCUCUUCAUGUUCGGCUUCCCCCAGUCGCUGGACGACCCGGACAUGGACGGUGGAGGGGAGAGUGAGCAGGCCAUGCUGCCUUCUUCACUGACCCUGGAGUACCAGGGCUCUAAACCCAACGGAGCCAUUCACGGCUUUGAUAUGAACAGCGGACUCUCGGUUUGUGAGCAUCUGAGAGUAAUCCCGCGGGUAACCAGGCACCUUCUCUCCAAUCCGGUAUUCAGCUGCAUCACGCUGGCGGCCUGCAUGGAGAUCGCUGUGGUUGCCGGCUUUGCUGCCUUCCUGGGAAAAUACCUGGAGCAGCAGUUCAACCUUACCACCUCCUCAGCCAAUCAGCUGCUAGGUAUGACAGCCAUCCCCUGUGCCUGUCUGGGUAUCUUCCUCGGGGGGCUGCUGGUGAAGAAGCUGAACCUGUCAGCUCUCGGCGCCGUCCGCAUGGCCAUGAUGGUCAACCUGGUGUCCACCGCCUGCUAUGUCUCUUUUCUGUUCUUGGGCUGUGACACCGGACCUGUCGCCGGGGUUACAGUAGCCUACGGAAACGAGACAUUGCGGUCCUGGCAGCGACCUGAGUCACCGUGCAUCAAUAACUGUAACUGCUACACAGCAUCAGUGAGCCCCGUCUGUGGUUCCAAUGGAGUCACCUACCUCUCAGCCUGCUUCGCUGGCUGCCUCAAACCAAACCUGACCAGCUGCACGUGUAUAUCCAGCAACAGUGAAGAAGCGGUGGCGUUACCAGGGAAGUGUCCCAGUCCAGGCUGUCAGCAGGCCUUCCUUACCUUCCUGUGUGUUAUCUGUGUGUGCAGCAUGAUCGGAGCUAUGGCCCAAACGCCCUCUGUCAUCAUCCUCAUCAGAACUGUGAGUCCAGAGCUGAAAUCAUAUGCCCUCGGAGUUCUGUUCCUGCUCCUGAGACUGAUCGGCUUCAUCCCUCCCCCUCUGAUCUUCGGCAUGGGCAUCGAUUCCACCUGUCUGUUCUGGAGCUCCGUCUGCGGCGAGAAGGGAGCCUGCAUGCUGUACGACAACGUGGCCUACAGGCACCUGUACGUCAGCAUCGCCAUCGUCCUCAAGUCGUCAGCCUUCAUCCUGUACACCACCACGUGGCAGUGUUUGAGGAAGAACUACAGGAAAUACAUCAAGAACAGCGAGGGUUACCUCACACCCACCGAACUCUUUGCCUCCAACGUGACUCUGGACAAUUUGGGCAAGGAGAUCACCCAGAACCCAGCCAACAGGACAAAGUUCAUAUACAACCUGGAGGACCAAGAGAUGUGCGACAACAUGGAGUCAGUUUUAUAGUGGUGGUCUGCACCGGGACUGCAGACCGGAGCUGAGGCUGUUGAUGUGCAACUGAUCUGAUGUUUCUUUGGUGUCGUAUCAGUGUAGAAGAACGCUCUCAGUAAGGGUCUUAUCUCCUUCUCACCCAAAACAUCAGACAUAAGGAAAACAAUUGAAGAGAUGUUUCCCAAAAUGCUCUAUAUCCACAUUGCACUUUUUACUAAAAUACAGGCGAUCUGGUCCACCUUUUUGUCAAACAAAAUCAUAAGCUAACUUUAUUUGUUUUUGACAUUUCCUUAAUUUGACAGCAGAAAUAGAGAUUGACAGAAAAACGGGGAAAGAAACGAGGAAUGACUUUGCAGUUAAUGCAUCGUACCACUAAUCCACCAGGACGUUCCUGAAACGAUCUUCUUUAGUUCAACUUCAUUAACAGUUCGGUUCAAAUUGAAGUCUUAUUAGGUUUUAUUAGGAGACCAGAGCUCUUUGAGAAGCAGAAAUCUGAAAUGUUGGUUAUUCAUUAGCUUUAUUAGACAGUUUAUUUUCCUUUUAGAAGGAAGCACUUCUCAGGUCCAGAUGCCAGAUAGAAAGGAUGACAGUCAGCAUAUUAGCUGAUGCAUAUUUUAGCUCAUGGUUGGAGUACUUUUCCAGACAUGCAGAACAUACAGUUAACUACUAGGCAACCCUACUAUAGACUUAUUAACAGACUGUGUUCCUUCACUCAAUUUUUUAAGUUUAACAUAAUGAAUUGGGAAAAACAGAUCUGUAUUGACUACAGAGGCCCAUGUAGGCACACCACACAAGAAGCAAAGGAAAACCAACAAAUCAGCAACAACUAGAAAUAGGAGUACAGGAACAGGCAUGAUCCCAGUAAUUGAUAAAGUAAGGGGCAACAUAUUACAUCAACACCAGAGAUGUCUCACCUGUAGGCGGCCCUGUUUCCUGGCUACAUCGUUAAAGCCUAAAAUAUAAAAUAUGUAUAGACAAAAUAUGGACCUCUCUACCCCAGUUAAAAGCAAUUAAUUUCAAACUCAUUACACAAUAACUGUUUUUUUCUUUAAAGGGCCAGUGUGUAACAUUUCAGGGGAUCUAUUAGCAGAAAUGUAAUUUAAUAUUCUUAACUAUGUUUUCGUUAGUGUAUAAUCACCUGAAACUAAGAA